This is a messenger RNA of Tupaia belangeri chinensis (Chinese tree shrew), 1437 nucleotides long. RefSeq names its product Wnt family member 3A (gene WNT3A). Gene Ontology annotation, cellular component: extracellular region. Lineage: Eukaryota; Metazoa; Chordata; Mammalia; Scandentia; Tupaiidae. The record is from RefSeq and is a predicted model, not a curated record. Gene Ontology annotation, biological process: neuron differentiation; canonical Wnt signaling pathway; cell fate commitment. The coding region runs from base 1 to 1059 and encodes 352 amino acids. The transcript is spliced from 5 exons. Gene Ontology annotation, molecular function: frizzled binding; cytokine activity.
AUGGCCCCACUCGGAUACUUCUUAUUCCUCUGCAGCCUGAAGCAGGCGGUGGGCAGCUACCCAAUCUGGUGGUCCCUGGCUGUUGGUCCUCAAUACUCCUCUUUGGGCACCCAGCCCAUCCUGUGUGCCAGCAUCCCAGGGCUGGUACCCAAACAGCUGCGCUUCUGCAGGAACUAUGUCGAGAUCAUGCCCAGCGUGGCCGAGGGUGUCAAAAUUGGCAUCCGGGAAUGCCAGCACCAGUUCCGAGGCCGUCGGUGGAACUGCACCACUGUCAACAACAGCCUGGCCAUCUUUGGCCCUGUGCUCGACAAAGCCACCAGGGAGUCAGCUUUUGUCCAUGCUAUUGCCUCAGCUGGUGUGGCCUUUGCAGUGACACGCUCAUGUGCGGAGGGCUCAGCCACCAUCUGUGGCUGUAGUAGCCGUCAUCAGGGCUCACCAGGUGAAGGUUGGAAGUGGGGCGGCUGUAGUGAGGACAUCGAGUUUGGAGGCAUGGUGUCUCGGGAGUUUGCAGAUGCCCGGGAGAACAGGCCUGAUGCCCGCUCUGCUAUGAACCGUCACAACAACGAGGCUGGGCGCCAGGCCAUUGCCAGCCACAUGCAUCUCAAGUGUAAGUGCCACGGGUUGUCAGGCAGCUGCGAGGUGAAGACCUGCUGGUGGUCGCAGCCCGACUUCCGCGCCAUCGGCGACUUCCUCAAGGACAAGUACGACAGCGCCUCAGAGAUGGUGGUCGAGAAACACCGAGAGUCGCGCGGCUGGGUGGAGACCCUGCGGCCACGCUACACCUACUUCAAGGUGCCCACAGAGCGCGACCUGGUCUACUACGAAGCCUCGCCCAACUUCUGCGAGCCCAACCCGGAGACAGGCUCCUUCGGCACGCGCGACCGCACCUGCAACGUGAGCUCGCACGGCAUCGACGGCUGCGACCUGCUGUGCUGCGGCCGGGGCCACAACGCGCGCACUGAGCGGCGCAGGGAGAAGUGCCACUGCGUCUUCCACUGGUGCUGCUACGUCAGCUGCCAAGAGUGCGCGCGCGUCUACGACGUGCACACCUGCAAGUAGGCAGCGGUGACGACUCGCUCGGGUGACGGCAGGUUUGUAGGGGCAGAAGCAUACAACCAUGUUGCCGAUGGAGGACCCACAGCCUUCCUGCCACUGGCCAUUGUUUCAGAGCCUUUGUGUGGCCACUAGGCCCUCACCUUCUGACUCAUCCACCAGGCCUGAGUACGAGAGACCUCUGGACCCAUCCAGCCUGUAUCCAUGGGCCACCCUGCUGAAAGCAUCCUCAGCCUUUGCCACUGUGAAUCCUCUCUUACCCUCCAGGCAGAGGAAGGAGACAUGGCCAGAUGGGAUGCCUAAGAGCCCAGAAGAGGAGACAUGGACAUCCCCCCGCCUUGAAUUUUGUAUUUUUGGUUUUAAUUUUAUUUCCAAUGCUGCUAU